This is a messenger RNA of Drosophila ananassae, 3545 nucleotides long. RefSeq names its product E3 ubiquitin-protein ligase MARCHF6. Gene Ontology annotation, molecular function: zinc ion binding. The coding region runs from base 293 to 3325 and encodes 1010 amino acids. The transcript is spliced from 2 exons. NCBI's taxonomy places the organism in Eukaryota, Metazoa, Arthropoda, Insecta, Diptera, Drosophilidae. The record is from RefSeq and is a predicted model, not a curated record. Gene Ontology annotation, cellular component: endoplasmic reticulum membrane.
CUGUACGAGUUUUUUUUCCAAUUUAACGGUGUGUACGCACUGAACUGUUUGUCUGAAACUUUUGUUUUGUCGUAAUAAUAUCACGAGUAAUUAGUUAAAUUUAAGUGUAAGAUCCGCUUCAGAGACGCAUAGCCAUUUUAUCUUACAAUUGGCCACAGCACCCGGGCUAUCGGCAGCAUCAGAGCGAGGGCCAAAUUGCUAAUUGCCUUGGAACUACGCAAAUGGCCAACGGAACUAUCGGCCAGGGGGCAAAACUGAAUUGAAGGAUCAGGAUCAGGAGGCAACUUGCAGGAUGGAUGACUUGUCGCAAGGCGACAUUUGUCGCGUCUGUCGCUGCGAGGCGCAGCCGGACAGACCGCUAUUCUACCCGUGCAUCUGUACGGGAUCCAUCAAAUACAUUCAUCAGGACUGCCUAAUGCAGUGGAUGCGCUACUCGCACAAGGAGUACUGCGAGCUAUGUGGCCACCGCUUCAGCUUCCAGCCCAUCUACGCCCCCGACAUGCCACGAGUCCUGCCGCUGAAGGAUGUGCUCGUUGGACUGAUGUCCGCUGUAUUAGAAGGUGCCCGCUGCUGGCUGCACUACUCCCUGGUGGGCAUGGCCUGGUUCGGAGUGGUUCCCCUAUCGGCGUAUAGAACCUACCGCUACCUAUUCCGCGCCAGCUCCUUUGACAUGAUCCUCACGCUGCCGUUUGAUAUUUUUUCAAUGGAGAAUCUGGCUGCGGAUGCUUUUCGUGGAUGCUUUGUCGUGACUUGUACGCUGCUGUCCUUUAUUGGACUUGUCUGGCUGCGCGAGCAGAUUUUGCACGGCGGUGGUCCGGACUGGCUAGAGCGGGACGAUGCUCCUCUGCAGGCCGCUCCCGUUCCGGCUGCGGCACCUGCUGCUGCCGCCGACGUGGCUGUCCCUCAGGAUGACAACAACAACGGCGAAGCUCCUCAGGACUUGCCCAUGGACAACGCGGCCCCUGCUCAGGCGGACAACGAUUUGGGACAAGAUGAGGUCGCUGCUGCGGCUCCAGCCCCUGCGGCUGUGGAUGCUGACGCUGACGAACAGAAUUGGAAUCCCAUGGAAUGGGAUCGGGCAGCCGAGGAGUUGACAUGGGAACGGCUCUUGGGACUAGACGGGUCCCUGGUGUUUCUUGAGCACGUCUUUUGGAUAAUUUCGCUGAACACCAUGUUCAUUUUUACAUUUGCCUUUUGCCCCUACUGUGUGGGAAACUUCAUUCUCAGCUCGAUGGAUCUGCUGCAGCCCGAGAAGCCUCUGCUCCACUUCCACGGUCUAAUUACGACCUUAUUUGGCUACUGCUGCAUUGGGUUGACGCUGGUGGUGCUGCACUUCUUUGCCCGAGUCUUCCGUCUAAGAAAAGUGUGCUGGUUCAUCGGGCUUUGCUACAUUGUGGUGAAGGUAUCGCUCUUAUCCGUGGUGGAGAUCGGAGUGCUGCCCCUCAUCUGUGGCUGGUGGCUGGACAUCUGUUCGCUGCCGCUUCUCGAUGCCAGUUUGAAGGAUCGCAAGGCGAGCUUCAAGGCGGCCCCGGGCACCUCGCUGUUUGUCCACUGGAUGUUUGGUAUGGUCUAUGUCUACUAUUUCGCCGCCUUUAUAUCUCUGCUGCGGGAGGUACUCCGCCCGGGAGUGCUCUGGAUCUUCCGCAAUGUCAACGACCCGGACUUCAGCCCCAUCCAGGAAAUGAUCCAUGUGCCGAUUGUGAGGCACAUUCGGCGCUUGGUCGCAUCUGCAAUGAUCUUUGGCUUCGCGGUGCUCCUCAUGCUCUGGUUGCCCAUCCGCAUCCUGCAGGUGGCUUGGCCGAACUUCUUGCCCUAUGCCCUAAGUGGUGAUGCCGAGGUCAAUGAUCUUAGUCUGCAGCUACUGCUUUUACAGAUCGUCUUGCCGGGAUUCUUUGAGCAGACUCAGACGCGCAUAUGGCUUAAGGGACUGCUUCGAAUCUGGUGCACAGCCGUCGCUUGGCUCUUGGGCAUCCGAAGUUAUUUGCUGCCCGCACCAGACCCCGCAAAUACGGCAGCUGGCGAAGAGGGAGUAGAGGGUGAUGCCCCCGAGAAUGGGAAUCAAGAGGGUCAAGAGGGUGCCGCUGCGCAGCCACUUCUUCCUCCACCUCCUCCACCACCACCUGCCGAACCGGCACCUGCUCCUGCUCCGCGCAACCUUGCCGCUGCACAUCAGGCCAUUAUGCAACGCGAUGCUCCAGUUGGCUUUCAGCCGUAUGAUAAACCCUCUCUGUUUGCUUUCCGAUUGUGCGCCCUGCUCAUGCUGAUGUGCUUGUCCAUUGUUUGCGCCGCAAUGCUGACCCUAACGAUUCCAGUUUAUAUUGGCAGGAGGCUAAUGAUGCUCUGGACGAGCCAGCCGGUGGAAAAGGCAGCCGGCGCGGCGGCGGGAGCGGCUGGGGCCGCUGCUGCAGCUGGAGCAGUUGCUGACCCGGAGGCAGCUAGGAAGAAUGAACGACUACUGCGAUCGCACGAGCUCUACACCGCGGAGAUUGGCGGCUACUUGUGCUGGAUUGUGUGCCGGGGAAUAGCCGUCGUGGUGACCCUCCUGCCACAAGGACGAACGGCUAUUGUCAACAAAAUGAAGCAUUGGGCUCGUGUGGCAUUGCAGUAUGCCCUGCCGGUUCUAACCCUUAUCGGAAUAUUUGUGCUGGUGCCCCUGUUGUUUGGCCUGCUUCUGGAACUUCUGGUGGUGAUUCCGCUGCGCGUGCCCCUGCGCAAGACACCCAUACACUUCCUGUGGCAGGACUGGGCUCUCGGUGUGCUCUAUAGCAAAAUAGCCAUCGCCCUAACUCUCAUGGGUCCGGACUGGCACAUGAAACGGGCGCUGGAGAGAGCCUAUAUGGACGGCUUACGCGACUUUGAUCUAAAGUUUGUUAUGAGAGAUCUGGCCGUGCCCGUGGUCACUACCUUCGGCCUUGCUCUGGCCGCCCCCUAUGUCCUGGCCCACAUGGUGGGACCGAUUUGCUUCGCCGACCCCUACUCUCGCCACGUCAUUACGCGUCUGGUGUAUCCCGUCUGCUUCAUCGUUGUGGGCAGCAUCUGCUUUGUCCUGUUCCAGAUAAAGCAGCUCAAGAAGCUCUACCUUUCCAUCAAGGUGGACAAGUAUUUGGUGGGCCAGCGGCUGGUCAAUUAUGAGCACCGGAAGAAGCAGCAACAGCAGGAGGAGGAGGAGCAGCAGCGGGCGGCGCGUGAACAGAAGGACAACCAGGAGAUGGAAAUGGAGCGGGAACUGGAUCGAGAUCGAGACCGAGAACGGGAAAGGGAUCGAGAACGAGAACGGGAACGUGAGCAGCUGGUGCAGGCUCAGGACUUGGGCGAGCUCCUGUAACGAGAUCAGGUGCGGAUGGCUGUGCUGUGGGAAGACAUUUCUUAUUAUUUAAAUCUGGAUCGUUUGGUUAAUUAGUGGAAAUAUUUUAUAGAUCUUAGACUACUUGAAUUUAUGAAAAUAUUUUCUAGCCGUUCAAAAAUUAAAAUCCUGUAUCAUUUUAGAUUAUAUACUUUCCCCAAAUCUUUUCGAAGUAGAAAUAUUAGACUUUUAAAAUUGAAAA